This is a messenger RNA of Symbiodinium sp. CCMP2456, 660 nucleotides long. NCBI's taxonomy places the organism in Eukaryota, Dinophyceae, Suessiales, Symbiodiniaceae. The record is from the annotation of a GenBank genome assembly.
AUGGAAGUGCGUGACGGAAGCCUACUUCAGAAGUUGAGCGAGGCACCGGAUGCGGGGUCCAUCGCGGAACAGCUGCGCCAAGAAGCGUGCGGGAAGCUGAAGAGCUUGGCAGAGUACAGCCCUGCUAUCCGUGCAUGUGGAAAACAUUCCGCUUGGCAGUGCGCCGUUUGGUUACUCGGGGCGGAAGAGCAGCAGAAGUCGCCUGCUGCGCUGGCUUCCUACACUGCCUGCAUAAGUGCCUGUGGAAAGGGCUUCGCCUGGGCUGCUGCGUGGAGCCUUCUGCAGGUUAUGCUGCAAAAGAGAGCCGAGCCAAAUGUGUACACGUGCAGUGCGGCGGUGAGCGCUUGCGUCGAGCCCAACAUCGUCUCCUUUGGGCAAAGCCGGUGCCAAGCAAACGUUUUCAUCUACAAUGCGGCGGUGCGUGCGCCUUCCACAGCGAGGCAGUGGGAGCAUGCGACUGACAUCUUGUACUGGUUGCACAGCAGCGGAAUCAAGCGGAACAUCGAGGACUUGCCUCGGGGUGACAUCAUCAUGGGGGAUGUCAAGGGCCUUCCGAAGUCAGCUGUCUCGCACCGGAGCUACCUUGAUGCGGCAAUGAAGGAUGAGCCCGUGAGCGCAAAUGCUGCAGGUUUCAUGAAGUCAUCGUCCCAGCUCUCGUGA